This is a messenger RNA of Uloborus diversus, 3932 nucleotides long. RefSeq names its product sodium/mannose cotransporter SLC5A10-like. Gene Ontology annotation, biological process: transmembrane transport. The transcript has 15 exons. Bases 48 to 2114 code for a protein of 688 amino acids. The record is from RefSeq and is a predicted model, not a curated record. NCBI's taxonomy places the organism in Eukaryota, Metazoa, Arthropoda, Arachnida, Araneae, Uloboridae. Gene Ontology annotation, molecular function: D-glucose:sodium symporter activity. Gene Ontology annotation, cellular component: plasma membrane.
GCGGCAUUUGCGAACUGUUCUGUUUUGUUGGUUAAUAGGUUUUUCCAAUGGACAAAUUGGGCGGUACGGAGUUAUACUGGCCAGACGCGUUGGUUAUAGCAUUUUAUUUCGUUGCGGUACUAGGAGUUGGACUAUGGUCUUCCCUACACAGCAAGAGGGACAGCGUCAGUGGAUAUUUCUUGGCUAGCCGAAGCAUGCACUGGGUACCAGUUGGUGCCUCACUUUUCGCGAGCAACAUAGGAAGCGGCCACUUCAUUGGCUUAUCCGGUUCUGGAGCUAGUUCGGGAAUUGGAGUCGCUGGUUUUGAAUUAAAUGCAAUGUUCGUUGUUCUUAUAUUAGGAUGGUUCUUUGUUCCUGUGUACAUGGCUUCUGGGGUCUACACGAUGCCGGAAUAUUUAAGAAAACGUUUUGGGGGCCAGAGGAUACGAAUUUAUCUGUCCGUUCUUGCCCUGCUUCUAUACGUUUUUACAAAGAUAUCGGCUGACCUUUAUGCUGGAGCAAUUUUCAUCAAUCAAUCAAUUAAACUCAAUAUGUACGUUUCGGUGCUAUCUCUGUUAGCCAUUGCUGCUCUUUUCACAAUUACAGGUGGAUUAAGUGCAGUCAUUUGGACGGAUUUUUGGCAAACAAUCUUGAUGCUUAUUGGAGCACUGGCGCUUAGUGUAUUAAGUUUCCAACACGUUGGUGGAUAUUCUGCUCUAAUAGAGGCUUUUAAAAACGUUUCAAUCGACGCAACAUUUGUGGGGUACAAUGCUCUCAAUGAGUCAUGCAGUGCUGUUCCCGAAAAUUACAUGAGCUUACUUCGUUCGCCUUCCGAUCCAGAAUUACCGAUGACGGGGAUGACGUUUGGACUAACGAUCAGCGCCGUCUGGUAUUGGUGUUCAGAUCAAGUGAUUGUUCAAAGGGUGCUAUCCGCAAGAAAUCUCUCCCAUGCCAAAGGUGGCUGUAUUUUGGCAGGAUACCUUAAACUGCUGCCCCUUUUUUUGCUCAUCUUUCCCGGCAUGGCAUCUAGAGUACUGUUUCCAAAUGAAAUUGCUUGCUCCAAUCCAAUUAUGUGUAAGGAAAUUUGUGGUAGCGAAUUAGGGUGCACAAAUAUUGCCUACCCGAAAUUAGUUUUAGAGUUGAUGCCUGCUGGUGCUCGUGGUUUAAUGAUAUCCGUUAUGCUGGCGGCAUUAAUGAGUUCUUUAACGUCAAUUUUCAACAGUAGUUCAACAAUUUUCACCAUGGAUAUAUGGAGGCGAAUGAGAAAAGAAGCUUCAGAAACAGAACUUCUCAUAGUUGGAAGGGUGUUUGUCCUUUUCCUGGUUGUUGUGAGUAUCGUGUGGAUACCUAUAAUUCAGUCAGCCCAGAACAGUCAAUUAUUCCAUUACAUACAAAGUGUGACGGCAUAUCUAGCUCCUCCUGUUUGUGCAGUUUAUAUCUUAGCCAUCAUGUUUAAGAGAAUCAAUGAACAAGGUGCUUUCUGGGGAUUAAUGGUCGGCCUUAUUGUAGGUUUGGUCCGAUUUGGAUGGGAAUUUUCUUACACUGUUCCUAGUUGUUCAUCCGGCUUGCCAGACCCUCGACCGGACAUUAUUUCAAAAGUCCAUUACUUACACUUCGGCAUCAUUUUGUUCCUCAUAUCUUGUGCAGUAACUUUCGUGGUUUCUUUCCUAACGCAGCCCAUUGAUAAAAUUCAUCUUCACAGAUUGACUUUUUGGAAUCGAUUUAGCAGAACCAUUAGAACAGAAAUAACUAAAAAGCAAAUUCUGUCCGAAAUCAAAGAUGAAAAUAUAGGGGAGUCAAAUUUAGGUUUUGAUGAUACUUUUAAAGCUGAAAUGAAGAAGGAAAAGCCAGUAUCAGUUGUGAUCAUUCAAGAACCCAUAAAAAAAUUUAAGGAAGAAAAAAUAGAAGAGGAUAAAGAUCUUUCGGAAAGACCAGCAUGGAAGAAAUUCCUGUACUUUGUUUGCGGGAUCUCCGACAACAAAGAUGAUAUUGAGCACGUCGAAAUCGGAGCUCAAGAGGAGGCAAAUCUUGCAGCUGAUGCCAUUGUAGAAAAACCAUUUUGGAACAGGAUAUGUAAUGGAAACGCAAUACUGCUUUUAAUAAUUGGUUCGUUCGUUUGGGGAUAUUAUGCGUAAAAACUGGAUUAAAAAGAACUCGAAGAUAAAAGUUGACAAUAGUUAUAACUGCUUGUUUGAUUACUACUGAUAGAAGAAAGCUGUUUUAAUAACAUAGGUAUGGAUUAUUUUCUAGAAAUCUAUUAGAACCUUGAAAUUCAAAUCGAAAGUUAAUGAAAAAUUGCAAUACAAUUUAAAACUUAGGAGAAUUUCCCCGUGAAAUAUUCUGCACUAUUGGUCUAGUCUUGGAAGAAAGUUGGGAAUUAAGUUUUUAAAAAUUAAAAAAACAUAAUGAAAUUAAAAUGCAGAACGGAUCAUUGAAUUAAAGCGAAAAAGUGGAGAAGAGGCUGUCUUCCCCGACUACCUCACUGUUCUACACUUAACAAUGAACAAAAUUAUUAAAAAGCUGGACUAAAUUUGCCAAAGGGUAUCUAUCCCCUUAGAAAUGAGCGGAAAAAUUCCUUAAUCCUCUUCGUUAGAGUCCACUAGAUAAGACAGCUUUUGCAAAACUUUUACAUUUUCAUUCUUACAAAGGCAUCUAAAACCCCACGUGACGGCUCCCGUCCUUCACUCAAUUUCUCAAUGUUUCUAGAAGGAUGCAAAUGAGGAAUAACGAAACAAAUAGUGAGGUUCAAUUUACGGUCAAGUGAACUUAGGAAUACAUAUUGCUAAAUCGGAAGUACUUUAAAUAUUUUAAUGAAACUAUGAAUCAGCAACUGCCGAACACAAAGAUUCUUUUGAGCCUCAUAAAACAUUACAAUCAUAAAAAAAAUGUUUUAUACCUAACAGAUUUAUUGUACACUACUGUGGAUGAUUACUUUUAAAAAUCACAGUUAAAUGAUGGCUGUUAAUAUUGAUAUAUUUCUCUCAGAAGCAACGAACCAUCCCCUAUUGAAACCCUUACAAUUAUGUAUAUACAAACAUCUUUGUAUGUUGUUAAACUUUUAGAGCAUGGCACCUCAAAGCCCCCCCCCCCACACACACACAUCUUUGUAGCUUCACGGCCGUUUAGUUUUAAUUGCACCAGCUGGGUUCGGCAAAUGGAGCACACUUCUUUCUAGGACCACCAGAACUCCUUCUUUUUUGAAGUCCAACUUAUUUCAGCUAAAAUUUCAAACGCAAUGCUUGCAUAGCUGAGUCAAAAUGUCAGAGGAAAAAAAAAGUCUCUUAAACAGGUACACAGUAUACUCAUCUAUUCACCUUAUUUAUCUGUACUAAUAUUAUAAAGAGAGAGGGCAGAUUUUUAUGUGUUUAUAUGUUCGAGGCAACCUCCGGAACUAUUUGAAGCAUUUCUUCAGUAUAUGAAAGGUGCUUUCUUACUGAGUGACAUAGACUUCAAUGGCUUCUCUGAUCUUGCACUUCAUUUGAAAUUUUUUCUACAUUUGGCUCCAAAAAGGUCAACGGCAGUCUCAUUGGAGCGUUCAAGUUUAAUAGGCAGUUUCAACUAUUUUUGAUGACUAAGUUCAGAAUGCUGUAUCACAAAGAUAAAUGGAAUGAAAAGGAAGAAGGAGUUUUAGUGCCUUUUCCCUAAGUACUGGACUACUUUCAUCAAGCAAUCCAAUCUGAAUGUCUGCGAUGUUUUCACAUUGGGAUUUCAUCACCUUAAGAUAAUCAUCAUACAAACGAAGGUCACCACUUAACACAAAUUUCAGUAUGAUUGUAACUCACCGUUAUAAAAUCUUACUGUAGAACAGAGUUAAAAUGUUGCAUAAACUUACACAAUAUGCAACAUUGUGUAGGUUCAAACUUACACAAUAUGGAUGAAAUGAUACAAAAAUAAAAUAGUUUUCGCCCCCAAAUCCAAGAUUAAUUUUUACUAGCAAUUCGCGGACCAUAGGC